This is a messenger RNA of Ostreococcus tauri, 2322 nucleotides long. Its product is annotated as NHL repeat. Gene Ontology annotation, cellular component: membrane. The record is from RefSeq and is a predicted model, not a curated record. The coding region runs from base 1 to 2322 and encodes 773 amino acids. The transcript has a single exon. NCBI's taxonomy places the organism in Eukaryota, Viridiplantae, Chlorophyta, Mamiellophyceae, Mamiellales, Bathycoccaceae. Gene Ontology annotation, molecular function: oxidoreductase activity, acting on paired donors, with incorporation or reduction of molecular oxygen, reduced ascorbate as one donor, and incorporation of one atom of oxygen; copper ion binding; protein binding. Gene Ontology annotation, biological process: peptide metabolic process.
AUGCCUCGUCCUCGGCGUCGGCGCGCGACGCGGGCGGUCCUGGGACUACGCGUGGGCGCGCUGUGCGUCGUCGCGCUCGCGCUCGCGCUCGCGUGCGUCCGAGUCGAGGCGACGGCGGCGACGACGACGCUUCGCCCGCGCGUCGCCGAUCGCCGAGCGACGGCGCGCGAUACGUACCUGUACGUCUCCGUGGACGUCCCGGGGAAGGCGCGCACGGUGACGGCGUUUGAACCUCGAGCGGAGACGGACGUCGUGCAUCACAUGUUGCUCUUCGGAUGCGAGACGGCGGCGAGCGGGAUCGAACGCGCGGUGGGUGGGAUGUUCGGCGAGAGCGGUGGGAGAGUCGCGGUGUGCGCGGAUGGGAAGACGCAGGCGUUGCUGUACGGAUGGGGGAAGGGGGCACCGCCGAUGCACAUGCCCGCGGAUGUGGGAUUUUUGGUGGGCGACGGCGCGUUCGGCGCGCUCGUGCUCGAGGUGCACUUUUUGGAUCCGCGACGCGCGGAUGAUGCGGGUGAGAGCGGGUUAGACAUCGUUUUGGCGCCGGGACGGCCAAAAAUGAGCGCGAGCGUGCUCGCGUGGGCGAGCUAUUUCUCGCUACCGCCGGGUGAGGCGUCGACGGAGGUGCGCGCGACGUGCGCGUACGACGGCUCUCGCGAGCUCCGGGCGUUCGGCGUGCGAGUGCACACGCACGAGCGUGGGACGAAAGUGUGGAUAGAUCGAUUGGUAGGGGGUGAUGAGAAUCGUCCCGUUCGCGUAUUCGAGCGUGAUCCGCAGCUGCCGCAGAUUUUUGAGUUGUUGUCCGAAACAGAGAAGGAGCUGACAGUUGCCGCGGGCGAUGUGUUACGGGUGACGUGUAGCUUUGACACGAGGAACGAGAGCGAAGUCGUCGAGGCUGGAUUUGGGGCGUCGCACGAAAUGUGUAACAUGUACGUCAUGGUGUACAGCGACGAACCGCAGUACUUGUCGUGUCUGGGUAGGAACGACGGAGGGAGAGGACGGUUCAUCGUUGAGUCAGGCGACUCGCCCGAACACGCGGAGGACAUGAGCGCGGUGCGAGUGCACGUUGUUGCUCCGCAAUCAGCGGGUGUAUCAGCUUGGCCGAAGCAACUCGGAGCCGUGGGUGGGAUUCAGGCGACGACGGCCGGAGAGCACGUGUGGAUGACGAAUCGGGGGCCAAACGUGUGGGAGGCCGGUGACGACUUGAGCGCGGCGAAAAUCGUCGCCGAUGAUGCAAUCGUGCGCUUGAAUGUGCUCACGGGGCGCUUCGAUAAGAAAUUCGGUGCCAACACGCACGUGAUGCCUCACGGCUUGCGCGUCGCCAGGGAUGGCUCGAUCUGGGUCACCGACACGGCGCUGCAUCAGGUGUUCCAGUACGCGGCAGAUUCCGGCGAGUUGAAGCGUACGUUUGGUGAGAAGGGCAAAAAGCUCUCCGGCGCCGAGGGCUUUUGUGCCCCAGCCGAUGUUUUAGUUUUAGAGGAUGGCUCGUUCAUCGUGGCCGAUGGAUACGGGGAAUGCCCAAAUAGAAUAGGACGGUUCGCCGCGAACGGGACCUUCGAGGGAGAUUUCGAGCUGAGCGGAGUGCCUGAACCGGCGUUUCGCGUCGCUCAUCAGCUUGCGUACUCGCAAGUUCGCGCCGAGAUUGCCGUGGCCGAUCGAGAAAAUUCUCGAGUCGUCCUCUUCGAUCACGCAGGAAAGUUCAAGCGAGCGGUAGAUUUGUCAAAGCACGGGUACGCGUACGGUUUGGCGUGGAUGGGUAGUGCACUGGAGGGCAUGGAUGGCUAUUACGUUCUAUGCUGGAGUCGAGACGAUGCGAUGCCGACGACGACGCUGGUGCGCGUGUUUUGGCCAAGCAACCCCUCGUCGGAGCCGGUGACGCACGCGUGGGACCUCGGUGACUUCGAGGUCCCGCACGUGAUCGCGAUGCAGAGUAGUAAGAACGCGGGCACCGAUACUUGGGGUCCGGGACUCACCGUUCACGUCGGUUCGACGACCAAGUCGCUCGGCACAAACUACGAGCGCCUGUGGCUGGGAUUGGACCCUCCAAAAAAGCUCAGGACGUCUCCCGCGCUCUCAAGCGGUACCAACUCUCGCACUAAGGGCGUCACCGCGGCACUCGUCGUCGCUUGUUUGAUCGCCUUCGCGUACGGCGCAUGCCGCGCGAGACAAAGCACCGCCAGAACGCACGCUGCUCAAGGCGGUGGCCGCCUCGAGCUCGUCGUGCUCGUGCGCGCCGAGGACGACGACGACGACGACACCGAGGCCCCUCCAGCUGCGCAUGCGCACGAACGUCGAUUGAAUGGACCCAAAAUCGCCGUCGACUGA